Messenger RNA from Boeremia exigua, 762 nucleotides. Its product is annotated as HotDog domain-containing protein. The record is from RefSeq and is a predicted model, not a curated record. Bases 136 to 597 code for a protein of 153 amino acids. The transcript has a single exon. Gene Ontology annotation, molecular function: fatty acyl-CoA hydrolase activity. NCBI's taxonomy places the organism in Eukaryota, Fungi, Ascomycota, Dothideomycetes, Pleosporales, Didymellaceae.
UGGCGCCUCAUUCGCUCGCACCUUUCUGGGGUACUGGUCGUUUCAUCGGCGCGGCGAUACCCCUCUCCGAUUGGUGAAUUGAUCUGCGGUGCUAAAUUACUUUCUCGCUCGGAUUUCCCACCAUUCUCAUGCACCAUGGCUUCCACGCAGGCUCCCAACGACCCCGGUACACUCGCCCACGUGCAGAAGUUUUGGGAGGGCAGGAAGCCUAGCAGUCCCAUCUACCAGUUCCUGCUCGACGACAUCCAGCUGACCCAUGCCUCGAAAGGUGUCGUGCGAGCGCGACUCCUUCUCACCAAAAACCAUGUCAACACGCAUGGCGGCAUCCACGGGUCGGUGUCUGCUACACUCAUUGACUGGGUUGGUGGCAUUGCGAUUGCAGCAUGGGACAAUCGCGACAAGGCUGGUGUGUCCACGGACAUCCACAUCUCGUAUGUGAGCUCAGCGAAGGUUGGGGACUGGAUAGAGAUCGAGGGCAAGUGCGACAAGGUCGGAGGCACAUUGGCGUUCACCACCGCCACGAUAUGGAAGCUUGUCCAUGGCCAGCCAGGGCCGGUCGUGGCCACAGGGAGUCACACAAAAUAUGUGAGGGUAUAGACGAACGGGUCACGCUGUCUUCUUUGAGGUCUCGUCCGCGCUCCAUGGAUGAUCGAACUCCACUCGGAUUGCGAAGAUUGAUGGCGCUUGAACUGGACGCCUCUGUGAUAGCCGUUAGGCUCUGGGGUUUGAACGGUGAUAGCGCCUACAUGACAAAAUACAACC